Messenger RNA from Nematostella vectensis (starlet sea anemone), 1323 nucleotides. Its product is annotated as nicotinate-nucleotide pyrophosphorylase [carboxylating]. Gene Ontology annotation, molecular function: nicotinate-nucleotide diphosphorylase (carboxylating) activity. NCBI's taxonomy places the organism in Eukaryota, Metazoa, Cnidaria, Anthozoa, Actiniaria, Edwardsiidae. The record is from RefSeq and is a predicted model, not a curated record. The transcript has a single exon. Bases 154 to 1074 code for a protein of 306 amino acids. Gene Ontology annotation, biological process: quinolinate catabolic process; NAD+ biosynthetic process. Gene Ontology annotation, cellular component: cytoplasm.
AGACGUAGACGGAAAAAAUAGAGAAAGUUAAUAGAAAAGCUUGAUAAGAAACCAAAAAAACAAAUUUAUAUUUGGUAAAAGGAUGGGAAUCGAAAGAGGCGGGAUGCCUGUGUAACAGGGUGACCGCGUACAAGGCGCUGUGUCAAGACAAAUAUGGCGGACGAAAGUGCUUUUCGAAACUUUUCUCUGCUUAUACCUAAAGUAGCAAUCGAGAAACACGUGGAGACAUGGCUAAAGGAAGAUACUCCAAGCUUUGACUACGGAGGCUUUGUCGUGGGGUCUAGCGUAGAGAAGGCUGUUUUACUGUGCAAAUCAGACGGGGUCUUGGCCGGUGUCCCUUUUUUCAACGCCAUAUUUGAGAAACUGGAUUGCAAAGUGGAAUGGCAAAACAACGAAGGAGAUCCUAUAAAAGCUGUCUCUGUGAUAGGAACUGUCACAGGCCCGGUAAACAAGAUACUCCUCGGCGAGCGAGUAGCGCUGAACUGUAUUUCCAGGGCAAGUGGAAUCGCUACGAAAUCCAGAUCCCUCACCAAUCUAAAAGAGCAGUACCAAUGGCACGGCGAAAUCGCUGGUACAAGGAAAACUACCCCGGGGUUUCGUGUUGUUGAAAAGUAUGCGCUAGAGGUGGGAGGAGUGUCGACGCAUCGCUAUGAUUUAUCCACCAUGAUAAUGUUAAAGGAUAACCAUAUAUGGAGCACCGGUAAUAUUACACGAGCAGUGAAGAAUGCAAGAAGGGUGGGGGGCUUCAGCAUGAAGAUCGAAGUAGAAUGUCGAUCCCUAGAGGAGGCCCUAGAAGCAGCACAUGCAGGUGCUGAGAUUGUCAUGCUGGAUAAUUUUGAACCUCAAGCUUUGCACACAACUGCAAAAACACUGAAAGGAAAGUGUGCUGGUGUGAUAAUUGAAGCUAGUGGUGGUAUCAAUGAUUCAAGCAUCGCUCAGUACUUUGGGCCCCAUGUUGAUGUCAUCUCUCUGGGGUGUCUAACACAGGGUUAUAAGCCAGUCAAUUUCUCACUUAAAAUCAAGAAAGAUGGCCAUGAUCCUAGAAAUCUUCCUGUCAAGCAAAUAGUGUCAUAGCAAAAGUGAUUUUAAACACUGAAAAUCUGGACAUAUAAUAGAGUUUGUUCAAAUAUGUUUAAUUUUCAGAUCAAACAGGCAAAAAUCAGCAUUUAAUAUUAAAACUAAACUUGUAUAGAGAUGAAAAAAACAUUGUAGAUAAGUAGCCAAUGCUUUAAACAUGACAGUGCUAAACACAAAAUCCCUUUCUCAAAGAUUAAAACUUAGGGCAGGCAAAAAUCUCUCAAUAAAAGAUUACUUUUUGCAAAA